This is a messenger RNA of Aspergillus steynii IBT 23096, 1802 nucleotides long. RefSeq names its product MIP/aquaporin family protein. Gene Ontology annotation, molecular function: glycerol channel activity; water channel activity. Gene Ontology annotation, cellular component: plasma membrane. The coding region runs from base 88 to 1554 and encodes 488 amino acids. NCBI's taxonomy places the organism in Eukaryota, Fungi, Ascomycota, Eurotiomycetes, Eurotiales, Aspergillaceae. The record is from RefSeq and is a predicted model, not a curated record. Gene Ontology annotation, biological process: glycerol transmembrane transport; water transport. The transcript has a single exon.
AGUGGAGUCCCUAGUAUAGGUAGCCGAGUCUCUCUAGCGGACCGACUGCAACCAUUCACCCUGGCCGGAACGGAAGAGACGCCACAGAUGCGCCACGCCCACGAGCCGUUUGUCCAGCCUGGGUAUGCAGAAUUGAAUCCUGAGUAUGACCAAGGAGUCAACGCCAAACCGGUGUGGAGUCUAGCAAAGCCGUUACCGCGCGUCGUGAGACCUGGCAUGGUGCCCACGAUGGACGAGCUUCGUCAGGCCCAUCGUCAGGCUCCGUGGCCGGCUGCUCGCUCGCAUCGAGCCGGUCUCGACGUUGAUCCCGAUGAAUUGACCAAGGGCCGCAUUCUGCCCACGUCGAACCCGCUGAAAAUCGCGGCCCAGGUCGAGGAUGCGCGCCUCCAGCGCGAGGCUAACUUGGCCAACAAGAUCCUGCGCGGUGAUACGGCGUCGCUGUCAUCGUCCUCUCGGCGUUUCAGGCGUGCGUCAACCUGGGCUUUGCCUCCAGAACGCCUCGCCACAGUGCCAGAAGGGGACACGCCGCCCGAGGAAGGGGUUGAUCGACCUUCUGAAGGGCUCCAGGAGACUGAUCCCCUCCUGGUGGACGAACCGGACGAGUUAGACUUCACGACACUGGAGAAGUCCGGCGACUUACAACCUUUGAUAGAAGAGCUGGUCGACGAGGAAGUGCACAACCAUCACACCACCUGGUCCGUUGUCCGUACUCACUAUCGCGAAGCGUUGGCUGAGGGACUCUCAGUCUACGUCCAGCUCACGCUAGGCUUUGGCGCCGAUCUCGCUGUCACCCUGGCCAAUGCAGGCAACCCCAACACCACCGCGUGGGCUUGGGGUUUCGCCACCAUGCUGGCGAUCUACAUCUCGGGUGGUGUGUCUGGAGCUCAUCUCAACCCGGUUAUCACCCUCGUACUGUGGUUCUACCGCGGCUUUCCCACGCGCAAGAUCCCCGGCUACUUCGCGGCUCAGUUCUUGGGGGCCCUCUUUGCAGCCAUGACUGCAUAUUCUCUGUACUAUCCGUCCAUCCAACUAUACCUCGACACGAGCGCCGACGGAGGCAUCCUGAACAGUUUCGUCACAGGCCCCCGAGCCCCAUGGAUCGGAGCCCCGACUGCCUUCUUCACUGAAUUUGUGGGCACAGCAUUCCUAACGAUCGCAGUGCUCGCUCUCGGCGACGACCAGAAUGCCCCGCCUGGUGCCGGAAUGAAUGCGCUCAUUCUGGGUCUGGUCAUCACCCUUCUGAGCAUUACGUUUGCUGACCAGACUGGUGCCGCCUUCAAUCCCAGUCGGGACCUGGGUCCACGUCUCGUUUUGCUAGGACUAGGAUAUGGGGCGGAGUUGUUUACUGACCCGUACUGGCUGUAUGGGCCGUGGCUGGGAGCACUGUCUGGGGCGGCUACCGGUGCUUUUCUUUACGAUUUGCUGGUGUUCACCGGUGGAGAAUCGCCCGUCAACUACCCGAUAGAGCGAGCGCAGAGAGCACUACGCAAAACCGCACUGUCAGGGCGCAGGGACCGUGGCCGUAGGUCAAGUGUUCCAGAGGAGGCGCUAUAGCCCGGAGUUGAAAAUAUCGGCUUUCCUGUUGAAUGGUAGGCCUUAGUGUGCUUUUCUUAUUUCUGUCACUUACUUGUGAUGAAUAAGGUCUUGGGAUAACAUCCCGGAAGCUUUCUAUUCCCCAGCGCCUUCCCGGGUAUUAUCCUACAAUUUGGCAAAUGUUGGUUGGGAAUGAGCUUCAUGGAUUUAAACUUGGAUGAGUCUUCAAUGUAAUGUAUCAUCAGUGAUCAAUUGAUGGUAUAGUCCGC